Molecule: messenger RNA, 1515 nt
Organism: Stereum hirsutum FP-91666 SS1
Lineage: Eukaryota; Fungi; Basidiomycota; Agaricomycetes; Russulales; Stereaceae
Product: actin-like ATPase domain-containing protein
Exons: 5
Coding region: 1-1515 (504 amino acids)
Source: RefSeq, a predicted model, not a curated record
AUGAGCAACGUUGCCUUCCGCGAUUCGACUAUUGCCAUUAUCGAGACCAGCACGACUCUCAUACGUGCAGGUCUCGGAAUCCAUGACUUGAUUCGAACCCCCUCCAUCGAAAUACAAGCACGGGUGGGUAUCCGAUCAGAGCUCGUUAACAAAAAUGGCAUAGAUUUACAACCGUCUGCGUCGACGAGUCGCGCGCCAUCCACGCUUCCAGCGCCUUCUACCGCCAAAGUAACGGAUUACCUCGUUGGUCGACAGCUCGACGAUGCACUCGCGGCCGGACAAGAUCUUGUCAUAUCCUGGCCUUUCAAAGACGGUGUAGUCUCCGACUGGAUCCAGGCAGAAGCACUCUGGAAAUACACCCUUUUCACGGGUCUUGGACUGCGUCGCGUCCAAAAUGAAUCCCCAGUCCUCCUCUCCCUCUUCCCAGGCAUUCCCCGCUCAUCCCACGAACUCGUCUGUCAAAUAUUCUUCGAACGCUUCAAUGUCGCCGCCUUCUCCAUCCUCGACCGACCCGUCUCCCAACUCUACGCCGCCAAUGCCAUCACCGGCCUCGUCGUCGACAUCAAUGACCACGAGACCGUCAUCACUCCCAUCUCGGACGGUUUCCCUAUACAUACCGCACGGACACACGUUUUGGUGGGCGUGAAGGACUGUGAAAGGUUCUUGGCGCAGUUGCUGAGGAGCAAUACGAGUGUGAUCAAGGAGUUGAAGGAAGUCGUUGGGGCGGAGGAUUUAGGAGAGGUGUUGGUGGAGCUUGCGAGGCAGGUAUGGAAGGCUGGGUUGGUCAAAGUUCCAUCUGGUGCCGGCGCCGCGCGCGAGAUUGAGGACGAGGGGGUGACGGAUAUCGCGGCUGUCAUCGUCGCCGGCAAGGAAAAGGCCGUCAUCGAGUCAGGCAUGAAGAAACGUGCGAACGCUAAGGCUAGCGCUGCUGAACAGGCCCGCGCGAGGGAGAUCGAGGCGAUGGAUUUGGUGACUAUCGAGUUUAGGGGAAAGGAGGUCACGCUUGGAAAGGAGAGACAUCGGUUCUGCGAGCCUUUGUUUGAUGUCGGUCUGUUGAAUGCCGUUCAUGGGUUGAUGGAGGAGAAAAAAAGUCGCGUGGAGAAGGGCCAUGCAUUGGUUGUUCCGUUGCAAGACGCGGCAGGGCAUGCGGUCGAACUGACGGAGUUCGAUCAGAGGCAGUAUAUAUGGCAGGGCUUGCUCGUUACUGGCGAUAUUACUGGCUAUGUCAAGGGUAUCGCUCCCGCCUUGCAGUCACGUCUGUCACCAUUUAUCCUGGGCAACCCGGACAUGCACAUGCAAAACGACGUUCAGCCGAAGGUCAUUCGCCUCGUCAAAGUCCCAGAGUACUUCGCCAACUUUCGCGAGCUGGGCGACGGCCUCGCCGCGUUCUUGGGGUCUACGAUCGUUGCAAAGAUCAUCUUCCAUGAUCUGAACAGCAAAAACUUUGUUUCCAAGAUGGACUACUCAGAGCGAGGGCCAAAAAUUGUACUCGAAAUGUCGCCUAGUUUGUUGUGA